Messenger RNA from Entamoeba dispar SAW760, 1335 nucleotides. Its product is annotated as chaperone protein DNAj, putative. The record is from RefSeq and is a predicted model, not a curated record. NCBI's taxonomy places the organism in Eukaryota, Evosea, Mastigamoebida, Endamoebidae. Gene Ontology annotation, molecular function: misfolded protein binding; protein-folding chaperone binding. Gene Ontology annotation, cellular component: endoplasmic reticulum. The transcript is spliced from 2 exons. Bases 1 to 1335 code for a protein of 444 amino acids.
AUGAAUGAUGACUAUUACAAAAUACUCGGUGUGUCUCCUUCUUCUUCAUUGCAACAAAUCAAAAGAAGAUAUCAUUUAUUAGCAAAACAAUACCAUCCAGAUAGAAAUCCAAAUUCAACUGAAUUUAAUGCUAUUGCAGAGGCCUAUUCAGUAUUAGAAGACCCACAUAAAAGGAUAUUAUAUAAUUUAUAUGGAAAAAAUGCAGUAAAUGUAGCUGAAUACAUUAAUAUUCCAAUAACACAAAAACCAUUAUCAAAACAAAAUAGAAUGAUUAUGUUAUUUAUAUCAUUAAUUCUUAUUCUUUUAGAGCAUAUAUUACAAUUACCAUUAAUAAUUAUAUCAUCUACAAUUUGUCAUAUUUAUUUAACAAAACAAAUCCCAUGGAAAACAAUUGUAGUAGUUUUAAUAAUAUCAUCAAUAUAUUCUUUGUUACAAUAUUUUUAUCAAUUUGAAACUGGAAUAGUUGAUCACAUAUUUAUUUAUUCUGAAUUAGUGUUAAUAAUAAAUGAUGGUCAUACUCUUUCAUGGGAUUAUUCUUUUAUUGUAUGGAUAUUCCUUUGUUUUCUUUCAUAUAUACAUCCUAUUCAUAGCCCUUUAUGUAUUGGCUCUUUUAACAUAGCAAUAGGUGCAAUUUUAACAACUUCAUGUUUUAUGAGAGUAUGUGCAUCCGAUGAUACUAACUCUCAUUUUUUUAGAAAUGCAACACAUAUUAUGUACGCUGUUCCAGAUCUUCAAUACGGAUUAUUAGUUUUAUUUGCUUUUUGGUUUUUCCAUGGAAUAGUUGAUUCAUUAAUUGGUUCAUCUUUAGAAUAUGUUACAAUUUCCAUUCAAUUCUUUCCUUUAAACUCUCAACCAAUUUCAUAUAUAAUUGUUUUUGUAACUUUUAUAUUGUCAUUAGUCGUUUAUAAAUUCCUUCCACCAAUAUUAGUUUAUUUCUUUUCUAGUGCAGUUGUUCAUUUUUUAAUUGCUUCACUCUGUAUUAGAGUUGCUGGUCCUUCUAUAAAGAAUGCUCUUAUUCAUAAAACACCAAAAAAAAUUAGAUUUGGUGGUCCUUAUAUCAUUCGUGAUUGUACUGAUAUUGGCCCUCCUCAAAUGACUUUUGCUGAUCUUUGUAAAGAUGUCUCAGUUCGUCAACCAAUCGAAUGGGAAAUUGAAAAAAGUGAUUCUCGUUGGAAGGUAUUAGUAGGAAUAUCAAUUUUUACAUAUUUAAUGGAGUUAUUAUUUUGUUCUAUUAACACCAAUAUGCAUUUCUUUCGUUCAGUAACAAUUGGUUAUGGAUUAAGUGUUGCAAUGUUUGGCUUUGGAGAAAUAUUGGAAAUGCAUCACAAAUUAUAA